GCCUCCCUCUUCACACGCGAGUUCCUCGUUUCCUGGAGCUGCAUACGCGGUGACCAUGAUCUCAGUUACCGGCCUGCUGGUGUGCCGCGCGCUACCAUGCUCCAUGCCGCAGCUGCCUUUAAACACGACGAGGUGGUGGAAUGGAUUCUGUGCCACCCGGGUAUUACUGUCGACUGCGACGCGUACCUCUGGUGCCUCUGUCCGUCCACGCACAUGCGCCUCACACCUUGGAGUUGCAGCUUGGAGCCUGGAACGAGUGUGACGCCUCUUCACCUCGCCCUCGCCCAUGGUAACGAGUCGACCGCUCGAGUCUUGAUUGAGCACGGCGCCGUCUGGGAUCGUCCCUUGCCGCUCAGCAGGGGUAUAACGGGUUUACACCUCAUGGCCUGCAACGGACUGUCGCAACUCAUCCACUGGAUUGCUGACGAGAACGACGCCCGGCAACAAUGCCAGACAGAGGUCAUCGAUCGGCAACGCCAACGACCCGAUGGUGGCGGAGAACACGAUUGGCCCGACGACAGGGGAAGGUCGGCGUUGCACUUCGCUUCCUUUGCGCCGGCAACAAGGACGGGAGCACACGGCGACGACCUUGCCGCCGCCGCGCGGCUGGUGAACGGUCUCAUGCGUCUAGGUGCCUUGUGGAACACGAAGGACCGGGCUGCGAUUGCACGACGGAUCGCGGCGGCGAAGCAGCGUCUCAUGGCGGAAGAGCCAUCUUGCGGCGACGAGGACAGGACGGAUGGGAGAUUGAGGUGGUUCCUUGCCGUCUGUCACGAACAAGAGCUGAUGGAGGAACGGUGGGCCCUGAGACCUCUGCCAGUCGAAUAUGCGCUGUACGCCGGCAACGGGGCCGUUGCGGUGGCGAUC
Molecule: messenger RNA, 867 nt
Organism: Colletotrichum navitas
Lineage: Eukaryota; Fungi; Ascomycota; Sordariomycetes; Glomerellales; Glomerellaceae
Exons: 2
Molecular function (GO): protein binding
Source: RefSeq, a predicted model, not a curated record